AUGAACCUGGCACUUGCCAAUGUGGAAGCUGCUCUUGAAGCCUCGGCGGUCAAGGAGUAUCGACUGUCACUGGAGAACGUUUAUGCUGAGCGUGACAGGGCUCGGGCGCGCUUCAAAGCUCGUGGAGAGAGAGAUCCUGGCCCGGUCUUCACGACGCCCCCGUGCCAGCAGCGUGUUCGACGAGUGGAGGCCGAGGGUUUGAAUUUGCUGGCCCGAGCUCGGCGCGCUUCCAAGGAGAAGCUUCAGUGGGUCAUUGCUUUAGCAGCUUUAGGACCAGGUGAUGGCACCGCAGCAUCGCAAGUGCCCCCGAGCGCCGCAAGGUACUGGGACACCAUGGACGUCAGCAAGGAGUACACACGCUCGUCCCGGCCCUGGGACAUGAGUGCGCCAAUUCUCGAUCCGCUGCUGCAAACCUUACAAGAUGCCAGAAUUUGCGGCGCUGACACAAAACUCCGCCGAAAAGCAGAGGCUCUGCUGUUUAUGGCAGUGCGACGCUGCCUUCAGGCAGCAUUGGCGACAGAAGUGAACAGAGGUGAAGCUGUGCGCGAGUCUUUAGCCAUUGCCGAUGAAGCUAUGCAGCUCUGCGAACUGGAGGACCCUGGAGACUUACAAGACCUGUGCUCCCUCGCUGAGAAGGAGGUGCUUCGCACAACGCUGAGAUCCCUGGAGUCCACCUGUAAAGAAUUCCACCAAGCGGUGAAAGAUGGUGACAUCGAGCUUGUCAAGUGGAUGCUGGACAGGGAAAAGGCGAACCCCUCCAUUACUGACCCGCAGACGGGUAUUCCGCCAUUGGUCAUGGCUGUGAAGGCCGGAGACCUUGCCAUGUGCGAGCUGCUGUUGGACCGUGGUGCUGACGUCGAUGGGCGAUGCAGCACCUCUGCCGAUCUUCCAGCUCGCGGAUCAAACCGUUGCAGCGCAACCCAGAGAACUCCUCAGGCUCAGAUGGCACCACUUCCUUGCAUUGGGCCUGCCACAGCCGAACGUUCCGCGUCGACGCCUGGCAGCAACUGUUCGGUUACAAUCGACGGGUGGGUUUCUGUCACCGACCAUAUUGGUAUGCAUUGGCGCACUGGUGUGUGUUUUUGUGACAAGCAGUAG
This is a messenger RNA of Symbiodinium natans, 1098 nucleotides long. The record is from the annotation of a GenBank genome assembly. Lineage: Eukaryota; Dinophyceae; Suessiales; Symbiodiniaceae.